UUUUUUUAUUUUCUCCAUUUUAUCCAUCGCUUUCAACUCAAUUAACACCCUUGCCACUCCCUCUCUCACACUUUCUCUCUCCUCUCUCAUCUUCAAAACUCUCUCUUUCUUAAUUGCAGCUCAUUCAAACUCCUGCAGUUUCUUGAGUUGAGAGCAUUCAAAUUCAAAAAUACUCGCGAUCUUCAAACAAAUAUUGAUUUUUCAGAAGCUUCGUGUAAUUUAGUCAAGUGAUUCAGUUAAUUGCUCAUCAAAAGUCUCUGGAGAAACGCUCUCUGAUUAAUCCAGCUGAUUGAACUGCGGCAUUUUAAGCGUUUCAGCUUUGUUGCAGAUCUCUGCUUUUGAUAACCAGUUUGUGGAGAUUUGAGGUUGCAGUUUUUUAGUUUGAUUGGUGUAUUUUGGUAGGAUUGAUGACAAAUUAGGGCUUUUUGAAGGUAGUUUAGUGGUUGAGCAUUAUAGAUUGACCUAGGGUUUUUGAGAAGGUGAAUUUUUGCGAUGAAUCGGAGCUUUAGAGGUCCGGAAACGCUAAUGCCGUCGAUUAGGUCUAGGGUUCCGCAGCUGAAGAGUCUCCAUUCUUCAACGACGACGAGAGAGAAAGAAGACGACCUCGCAUUGUUCCUUGAAAUGCGAAAGCGUGAGAAGGAGAAAAACGAUCUUCUCCUACUUCAAGACUCUGAUGAAUUAGAUGAAUCUUUAGUGUCACAACCUGGAAGUUCUCCGUUGUUCAAUAUUCCAUCCGCCACUCAGGCGAGGAAGACCGGUCCUGAUGAAUUUUUGAAUUCAGAUGGCGAUAAGAAUGAUUAUGACUGGCUUCUGACCCCUCCUGGUACACCCCUCUUCCCUUCAUUAGAGAUGGAAUCAAGGAAAGCCUACAUGAAUGAAACAGAUGCUCCGAAAGCUCAACCAACUGCACUGAGAUCAAGAUUGGCAAACUCCCAGACAGAGACCACAGUGAGAAGCAGCUUGAUGCCAAGGCAGCAGAAUUCAUCCACUGGGUUGAACUCUUCGGUAUUAGGGAUGCGGAGACCUUCCUCAUCAGGGGGUCCAGGGUCAAGGCCUCCUUCAUCAGGGGGUACAGGGUCCAGGCCCCCCUCAUCAGGGGGUCCAGGUUCAAGACCAGUGACACCUGGAGGUGGAUCUAGGCCUGCAACGCCAACUGGUCGGCCUACAGUGACGUCUUCUAAGCCUUCACGGUCUUCUACACCAACUUCUCGGGGCACACUUUCUUCUUCCAAGCCCACACUUCACUCGUCACCCAAACCCUCUGCUUCGUUGACAUCAACUCGAUCCACAACUUCUGUGCCAUCUACCAGGUCUGCAGGUCCUUCAAGGUCCUCGACCCCAACAAGAUCCACAAGAACUUCAGCUCCAUCAGCUGGGCCAUCGAGAUCUUCAACCCCUACUAGGCCCACAGCUAGAGCAGCAACCCCAACUAGGUCUACUGCUAGAUCUUCGACCCCAACAGCUCGGCCCACAGCUCCUACUUCCCGACCCACAUCCAGGGCAUCAACUCCAACUCGCCGGACGUCAACACCGUCGAGUGUUUCCAGUGUCACUGCAUCUCUUAACAAGUCAUCUUCUUCGAUUAGUAGUAAAUCGGUGGGUUCAGCACCGCCUAGGAAUCCUGUGCCUUCACGCGGCGCAUCUCCAACUGUAAGAUCUCGUCCAUGGAAUCCAUCUGAGAUGCCCGGUUUUUCUUUAGAUGCUCCGCCAAAUCUGAGGACCACUCUCCCUGAUAGACCCCUUUCAGCUUCACGGGGUAGACCUGCCGCCCCCUCUGCACGUUCUGCUUCUAUGGAGCCUGUGAGUAAUGGAAGAGCGGGCAGACGUCAGUCUUGUUCUCCUUCUAGAGGGCGGGCCCCUAAUGGUGGCAUUCACUCUAGUGGAAGUUCUGUGCCUGCAGUGAAUCGAGGACAUUCCAAAGUAAGUGAUGAUGUGAGUCCGGUAGUUAUUGGAACAAAGAUGGUUGAGAGGGUGAUUAAUAUGAGGAAAUUGGCACCACCAAGACAGGACGACAAACAUUCGCCUGGCUUGUCUGGAAAGUCAGCCUCAUCACCUGAUAGCACUGGCUUUGGACGGACACUUUCUAAGAAGUCUUUGGAUAUGGCUAUACGGCAUAUGGAUAUAAGGCGAAGUAUCCCUGGUAACUUACGGCCAUUGAUGACGAAAAUUCCAGCUUCGUCCAUGUACAGUGUGAGAUCAGGGCCUCCAGGAAGCAGGACUGCUAGUGUUUCUGAUUCACCCCUUGCUACAAGCAGCAAUGCCAGUUCUGAGUUUAGUGUUAAUAACCAUGCUGGGCAUGGUAGUGAAUUGGAAGACGAUCUCAUCAGCGAUCGGGUUUGUCAUGCUUCGCCUACCAUUGCAUAUGAUAGGUGACAAAAACUUCAAAUGCAUUUCCUUGUUUGUCGGUUUUGGAUUUUAUCAGCAAUCUGGGGAAUUCGGGAACAAAUUAGUUUCUUCACGGAGUUUUGCAGGCUGUUAUGGUAUAUUGGUGUAUGUGUAAAGUUAACAAGCAUCUGCAGAAAAUUAAAAUUUAUAUUAUUAACAGCCCUUGUACUAUUAGAACUUAUUAGCUGAAUUAUCCUUGUAGCUGACUUUUCGGAAAUCUCCCCCAACUACUACUGAUAUAUUGGUAUGCUAACUAUGAAUGAAGAUCAUUGAUUCACCUCAAAA
This is a messenger RNA of Spinacia oleracea (spinach), 2670 nucleotides long. RefSeq names its product flocculation protein FLO11. Lineage: Eukaryota; Viridiplantae; Streptophyta; Magnoliopsida; Caryophyllales; Amaranthaceae. Gene Ontology annotation, biological process: cortical microtubule organization. The transcript has 5 exons. Bases 493 to 2373 code for a protein of 626 amino acids. The record is from RefSeq and is a predicted model, not a curated record. Gene Ontology annotation, cellular component: cortical microtubule.